AUGUUACCAUUUAAACAAGCUCAUGCAAAUCAUAAGUUUCGUGUUAUUGUGGAUAAUGCGCUUACUCACAGUGCUAAACAUUAUUCGGUUGAAUAUUUUGGAAUGAAGCCUGGUACGCGUUGUAAACCUGAUAAAAUAUUCUACAGAGCUGAAGAGGAGAUGGUUGCUAAUGACUAUGGUGUAGCAGUUAGUUUCUCGCCGAAGUUCCAUUACGAGUUAAAUCCUACAGAAGAAUUAUGGGCUCACCAAAAACAAUUCGUUCGACAUCGAAUAGACCAAACAUUCCCCACCAUGGUCAAAUUAAUUAACAAAUCAAGAAUAAAUUUCAUCCAGAAGAAUGUUUCUUUGAAAUUAAUGAGGAGAUUUUGGCGUACUUUAGCUGCUUACGAACGUGGUGAUUCUUAUGACUACGUUCUCAAGAUGUAUUUCAGUUCAAUGUACAAAGCUAACGUCAUUUCACACCGUCAAAUUAUUAAUUCCAACUCAAACAACUGA
Molecule: messenger RNA, 495 nt
Organism: Adineta ricciae
Lineage: Eukaryota; Metazoa; Rotifera; Eurotatoria; Adinetida; Adinetidae
Source: the annotation of a GenBank genome assembly